AUGAAGCUUUUGGUGUUUCCAGUAUUAGCAUGGAGUUUCGCUCUUCUAGCUUCUUCCUUGGCUUCAGCUGCCGUUGUAGAACACACCUUCAAUAUUGAAAACAAGAUUGUAAAACGGAUGUGCCAUGAACAAGUGAUAGUGGCAGCCAAUGGACUAUAUCCUGGACCCACAAUACACGUCACUGAAGGUGACACUGUCAUCAUCCAUGUUCUCAAUAACUCACCCUACAAUAUUACUCUCCAUUGGCAUGGAAUAUAUCAGCUCUUUACUUCUUGGGCAGACGGUGUUGAAUAUGUAACUCAAUGUGGAAUUCAUCCGGGACAUAAAUUCACUUAUAAAUAUAAAGUCAUAGGACAAGAAGGAACUUUAUUUUGGCAUGCUCACUCAUUUGCCUUACGUGCUACCCUUCAUGGUGCUUUCAUCAUUCACCCUCGCAAUGGUCGAUACCCAUUUCCAAAACCCUACCACCAGGUUCCAAUAAUACUAGGUGACUGGUAUGACACUAAUUUUUUGGAUGCUUUGGAAGGUGCACUCGUAAGUGGAGGUGUUGCGGUAUCUAAUGCCUACACCAUAAAUGGCUUCCCUGGCGAUCUCUUUAAUUGUUCUCAAAAUGAGACGUUCAAGAUGAAGGUGAAGCAUGGAAAGACCUACCUCUUAAGAAUUAUCAACGCUGCACUGAAUAACAAUCUGUUCUUCAAGAUAGCCGAUCACAAACUCACCGUGGUUGCCGCCGAUGCUUCAUACACCAAACCAUACGUUACAGACAUAAUUAUCCUUGCAGCUGGUCAAACCCUUGACGUUCUAUUCAAAGCAGACCAACCAACAGGAUCAUACUACAUGGCAGCAUCUCCGUAUGGCGUUGGCAUGCCACCUCCACUCUUUGAUAGAACGAUGACCCGUGGCAUCGUCGUCUAUGACGGAAACAAUACUCGAGCGUCACCACCGGUCAUGCCAUUACUGCCUCCAUUCUUUGACACGCCAACAAGUUUCAAAUUGUUUAGUAACUUAUCGAGUCUCGUUGGGGGCCCACAUCGGGUCCCUGUCCCACUCAACGUUGAUGAACAAAUGUUCAUCACCGUUGGGAUUGGACUUGAGAAGUGCCCUGUGAAUGCCAAGUGUGUUGGCCCACUCAACCAAAAAUUCUCAGCAAACAUGAACAAUGAGUCUUUUAUGCUCCCUAAAGGGAAAGGUAAUUCUAUGUUGGAAGCUUCCUAUUACAAUGUAAGUGGUGUGUACACUACUGAUUUCCCUGAUAAUCCUCCUAUGGUGUUUGACUACACAAACACUAACCUCACUUUCAACAUGAGCCUGGUAUAUUCGCCAAAAUCAACCAAGGUGAAGAAGUUCAAGUUCAAUUCCACGGUGGAGAUUGUGUUUCAAAACACAGGGGUUUUGAAAGCGCAAAGCCAUCCGAUCCAUGUCCAUGGUCAUAGUUUCCAUGUUUUGGCUCAAGGGUUUGGGAACUACGAUGCCGAUAGAGAUAAGGCAAAGUUUAAUUUGGUGAAUCCUCAGUUCCGGAAUACAGUUGCAGUGCCUGCAGGAGGAUGGGCUGUUAUAAGAUUCCAAGCAAACAAUCCAGGGGUAUGGUUUGUGCACUGCCAUGUGGAUGAUCAUCAAGUAUGGGGACUAGGCACUGCUUUUGUGGUUGAGAAUGGACCAACUCCUGAAACUUCACUUCCUCCUCCACCGGCAGAUUUGCCUAAAUGUUAGCUGCGUCUCACUAUGCAGUAGUUCAUACUAAAAACUAAAAGCGGAUGCUACUCAAACAUGAACGAAUUAUUCAGCUAUUUAGGAGUUUCAAAGAGACAACUACUGUUCUAAUUAGAUAUUACUGUAUUACUUUAUCAGAUGAUUAGGUAUCACUUCGGGAAUAUUAGCUCUAGUUCAAAUAGUUUGUUUGAACAGCUGCUUUUUUAAGCAAGCACUGUAAGUGUAUUAUUUAAUAAUACCAAGUUAGAGGAUUUUAAAUUUUAUCAUCAUGUGUUCAAUACAGUUAUUGGAAGCUUGGUAAUCUUACCUUUUUUAAAUAGUAACCAUUCAAGUUUUUUUAAUCCUUAAAAAUUGUUCUAAAGAUAUGUAUUAACUAAAAUGUUCUUCAAUCAUUGAUUUAACAAGCAAUUUAUGUGAAGAUGUAUAAGAUUAAAAUAAUUUAAACAGUAUGUCCUGA
Arachis duranensis is the source of this 2167-nucleotide messenger RNA. Its product is annotated as laccase-7-like. Gene Ontology annotation, cellular component: apoplast. The record is from RefSeq and is a predicted model, not a curated record. The transcript is spliced from 6 exons. Gene Ontology annotation, biological process: lignin catabolic process. Gene Ontology annotation, molecular function: copper ion binding; hydroquinone:oxygen oxidoreductase activity. Bases 1 to 1710 code for a protein of 569 amino acids. Lineage: Eukaryota; Viridiplantae; Streptophyta; Magnoliopsida; Fabales; Fabaceae.